Didymodactylos carnosus is the source of this 765-nucleotide messenger RNA. NCBI's taxonomy places the organism in Eukaryota, Metazoa, Rotifera, Eurotatoria, Philodinida, Philodinidae. The record is from the annotation of a GenBank genome assembly.
AUGUAUCUACUCUUUACAGAACUGGCCGCUCAAAUUGGUGAAGUGUGGCGUGAACAAGCAUUUAAAAUUCUUGUAGAAGGUCAUGUGCAAAUGACAUUAUAUUUAAAUAAAAUUUUGAAGACAUUAUUAUCACCAUCAGUUAUAAUUCGGCCAUCUGUCGUCUUUUAUGGUUCGAAAUCAAAACAACCUCAUCCUUGGAAAUGGGCACCAGAUGAUGUUAUACAAACCGAAGAUUAUAAACACGAGUUUGGAAUCCCAGAUGAAUGGCAUAAAUACAACCGAAUUGUUUAUCCACCUCAACUACCCGGUGAACCAGAAAGAAAAGGAUUUGUUCAUCAUGCACGAACAUAUAUCCGUGGUGGAAUAAAAAAAUAUUGGUUUCUAGCUCAAAUGGUUCGUGGAAUGAGUAUCGAUGAAGCUAUUAAACAACUUUCAUUUCAUGCAUUACCAACAGCACUCAAAAUGCGAGAUACACUUAUAGAAGCACAAGAAAUGGCUGUUAAAGAACAUAAUAUAGAAUAUAAAUCAAAUUUAUGGGUUUCUCAAUCAUACGUUAAACGGGCGUUAAUUGUCAAAGGAUUACGUCGUCGUCCCAAAUAUCAAUUUGCCGUGCUACAUUAUCGGUACUUUCAUUAUAUGGUACGUUUAGAAGAAGGACCACCACCAGAACAAUUUUAUCCAGCCAAAUAUCCCGAACUUAAUGAACGUUUAGAAAAACGAUUAGACGAAUUGAACAGUCGAAAAAUAGUUGGAUCUAUUUCCUGA